Messenger RNA from Pichia membranifaciens NRRL Y-2026, 633 nucleotides. RefSeq lists its product as hypothetical. Gene Ontology annotation, molecular function: hypoxanthine phosphoribosyltransferase activity. The coding region runs from base 1 to 633 and encodes 210 amino acids. The transcript has a single exon. Gene Ontology annotation, biological process: XMP salvage; IMP salvage; hypoxanthine metabolic process. The record is from RefSeq and is a predicted model, not a curated record. NCBI's taxonomy places the organism in Eukaryota, Fungi, Ascomycota, Pichiomycetes, Pichiales, Pichiaceae. Gene Ontology annotation, cellular component: cytoplasm.
AUGUCCGAAGAGAAGAUCUACAUUUCGUACAACCACAUCCACCAGCUCUGCCAGGAGGUUGCUCCACGGAUCAUGGAGCUGGACAUCGACUUUAUCAUCGCCAUUGGUGGCGGCGGGUUCAUUCCGGCCCGGAUCUUGCGGACGUUUUUGAAGCAGCCGGGGGAGUCGUCGAAGCGGAUCUUCGCCAUCAUCCUCUCGCUAUACGAGGACGUGCAGACGAGGGGCGACGAUGCCGAGGAGGUGGGUACCGGGGUGAAGCGGAUCCAGUGGAUCGACUACAUGGACAGCAACAUCGACUUGGUGGGCAAGAAGGUGCUUGUCAUCGAUGAGGUGGACGACUCCCGCACGACGAUCCACUACGCGAUCAACGAGUUGAUCAAGGACGCCGAGACGCAGGCCGGCGGGGAGUUGAAGACGGAUUUCUACAUGUUUGUGUUGCACAACAAGCUCAAGGAAAAGCGGGCAGAAUUGCCUGCGUGCAUUGCGAAGGCGGGCCACUACAUUGCUGCACGGGAGACCCCGGACUGCUGGGUGGCGUACCCGUGGGAAAGCGACGACAUUGUGCACCACCAGCUCAUGGCGGAGAAGCAGGGCUACGACAUCGACAUCGACCGAUCCAGCCUGUCCAGGUGA